This is a messenger RNA of Pseudozyma flocculosa PF-1, 678 nucleotides long. RefSeq lists its product as uncharacterized. The record is from RefSeq and is a predicted model, not a curated record. Gene Ontology annotation, biological process: endoplasmic reticulum to Golgi vesicle-mediated transport; intracellular protein transport; protein retention in ER lumen. Bases 1 to 678 code for a protein of 225 amino acids. NCBI's taxonomy places the organism in Eukaryota, Fungi, Basidiomycota, Ustilaginomycetes, Ustilaginales, Ustilaginaceae. The transcript is spliced from 3 exons. Gene Ontology annotation, cellular component: endoplasmic reticulum-Golgi intermediate compartment; endoplasmic reticulum; COPII-coated ER to Golgi transport vesicle.
AUGCGCGGCCCAACACUCUCGCUCCUGAGCCCCGUGCUCGUCCUCGUCCUCUCGCUCGUCUCGCUCUUGGUGCUGGCACCAACCGGAGCAUCAGCAGCCGCCCUCACCACGCUCCUCGAACCGCACGAGCGCUCCUGCUUCUACGCAUGGGUGGACAAGGCGGGCGAAAAGGUCGGCUUCUACUUUGCCGUCCAGUCCGGCGGAUCCUUUGACGUCGACUACGUCGUCCACGACCCCACCGACAAGAUCAUCGUCUCUGGCCAAAAGGAGCGCCAGGUCGACAUCAUCUUUACCGGCAACGAGGUCGGGGAGUACAGCUUCUGCUUUGCAAACGAGAUGAGCACAUUUGCCGAGAAGCUGAUCGACUUCGACAUCACCGUCGAGUCGGAACCCCGGUUGGAGCUGCCCAUCUCGGCCGCCGCCCUGCUCUCGGAGCACUCGGCGCCGCUCGAGGACUCGAUCAGCCAGGUCCAGGAGCGCCUCACGUCCAUCACCCGCACCCAGAGGUACUUCCGCGUGCGCGAGAACCGCAACUUUGGCACCGUCCGCAACACUCAGUCCAAGAUCUUCUGGUACAGCAUCAUCGAGUCGCUCGUUAUGAUUGGCAUCUCGGUCGGCCAGGUCUACAUCGUUCGGGCGCUGUUCGAAAAGGGGAGCACCAAGCGGUACCGCGUCUGA